AUGGCGGAAUGGAAGCAUUUAAUAACAGAAUGGUUCAAUGAAUAUGCCGCUCUAAGAGAAAAUGAGAUCAAAAGCUUUGCUGCCGAACAUGAGCAUAACCAUGAAAUUGCAACAGCAAUUUUCAAUUUACUCUACAGUGAAGACGAAAGUGAGAACCAGGCGAAAGGUCAAAGAAAUGAAGCAGAUCAACAGAUGCUUGAAAAUGUUUGCAUACAACUAUUCAGUUUCUACAGAUCAAAACAGGUUGAAUUGCAAAGAUUUACAUUACAGUUUGUUCCUACUUUAAUUUACACAUACCUAAGUAAUGUUGCUCAAGGAAACACUAAAGCGUGCCGGUGUAUAGAAACAUUACUCAUUGGUCUUUAUAACUUUGAAGUGGUUGAUGAAAAUGGUAAACCAAAAGUUGUGUCAUUUAGGUUGCCUUCAUUGGCGCAGGCCUCUAUAUAUCAUGAGCCAUUAUCUCUUGGAUCCCAGUUCCUAACAGAAAGUGCUCUCCGACGAUGGGAAGAAUGUAACACUAAACUUGUAAAAUGGGGACCACAUGCUCAAGUGGAGACAAUAAAUGCACAAAACCGCCUUAAAGUCAUGGCUGCUCUAUUAUUUAUUUAUAAUGGUCAACUGAGCUUACUGCCAAAACUUUCUUUACGACAUUUCUGUAUUGCUGCAUCUCGGAUAGUGACACAAGGUUUUAAUACGAAACCUGGCACCAAAUCUAUUCAAAGGAUACCUGUGUCUUCAAAUUUCAUGCUAGAGAUGAUUGAGGGUGCAUAUUAUGCGAUGUUCAAUGAAUUUUACACAUUUGCCCUUCAAGCCGUUAAGGACAUAGAUCAGAGGGCCCAGUAUGAAAUGCUGCCAGAUGUGAUGUUAGUCACUAGCGCUGUUAUUAAUUCAUUAAUGAAUAACCCAACGGGUCAACCCUGCGAUGGACCUAUGGGUAUAAGUGUAGCGCUAUCCCCAGCUACAACUACAGUUACUAUGUCUAAAUCUAUGAUAACAAAUGCAUCAUUCCGAACGAAGAAACUACCAGAUGACAUUCCAAUCCAGGCCGGUCAAGCCGUUCCUACGGAUUCAGCCGAAAUGUUGACAUCCAUAACAGAAGAAGGCGAAGAUACUCCCAUACAACGUGGAGCUGUGAGGAGUUCCAAACCACGACACGGCGGGCUACUUAGCAAGAAGAAAGAUAGCAAAGACAAGGCGAAUGACAAGAAAACACCAACACAGAAGGGGAUCUGGAACAGUCUCAGCGGUGGUGGGGAUAUGGUCGACGCGAACACAGACGGCUUUGAAGCCAACGGAAGCGUUAAGGACGAAAUUUCGAUGACGUCAGUCCAGAACAGUUCAGAAAAUUCGGAUUCACGAUCCCAGGUGACCACGGAUUCAUUGGACAUGGAGACGCCGCGGUUCGCCGCGAUGCAAGUUAGCUCUGUGUGA
This is a messenger RNA of Danaus chrysippus (African queen), 1431 nucleotides long. NCBI's taxonomy places the organism in Eukaryota, Metazoa, Arthropoda, Insecta, Lepidoptera, Nymphalidae. The record is from the annotation of a GenBank genome assembly.